CAACUGUACACCCAUCACGUUGCGCACAUGGAUCGGGUCGAGGUGACCACGCCACACCCAGACCAAGGCAGAGUGCCUGUGCCGGAGAGACGGCUUGUGUAACAGCUGUAUCAGCCUGUGGCACCGAAAACAAGCAGUUGCGCCAGCAUCGUGCCUUGUUGAAAUGUCCAGUACGCAGAAGAGGCGGCGCAUGCAGCGGCCUCUCAGCGCGACAGGGGCCGAGAACUAGUUGAAGAUAUUCGGACACAGUUUGUGAACAACAGUGUUUACAUGCGUGUGUCUUUACCGUAGCUUUAGCCACUUUUUGGAGGAAUGAGGGGCGUAUGUCCGGCUCUCAAAAUGGGAUUGUUUUUGCACGCCGUUGGCUCUGUUACCCCCACCGAGUCCGCAGUAGACAGGAGCCUACUGCACUGUGAAGGUGUUAACAACCAGAGCUACAUCUGUGAGUCUGGACACUGCUGUGGAGAGUCUCAGUGCUGCAGCUACUACUACGAGCUCUGGUGGUUUUGGUUGGUGUGGGCAAUCAUCUUCAUUUUGAGCUGCUGCUGUGUGUGCCACCAUCGCCGCACCAAGCACCGGCUGCAGCAGCAACAACGGCAGCACGAGAUCAACCUCAUAGCUUACCGUGAAGCACAUAACUACCCUUCUGUGCCCUUCUACUUCAGGUUUCUGCCAAACUACCUCCUGCCUGACUACGAGGAGGUGGUCAACCGGCCACCUACUCCUCCCCCUCCCUAUAGUGCCUUACACACAGGCUCAUCCUCAGUGGUUUCUAGUCCACUGGCCUCUGAGCAGCAGGAGGGACACUGUCCAACCAUCCAGCCCACUCCAGUGCCCCAAGUCUCUGACAGUCUGUGUUGCAGACCCAGCAUAGAAGAGCCACAACCUCCCAGUUUAGACUUUAGGCCAAAGCCUGACAGCAAGCCCAUGCAGACAGCACAAGAUUCAGGCAUGAUACUGCGGUCAGAUGGGCACAAUAGGGAGGGACUCACCAGCCAGGAGAAAAGAAGCGGAAGUGGGGAAGAGUCCUGCAAGGACCCCCUGCUGAAGGACCUGACAGAGGACAAAGAUCGACUCCCCAAUGGUAGGAGGAGACGUUUCACAGGGGAUUCUGGUAUUGAGGUGUGUGUGUGCGGCACACGUGGGAGCAGCAGUUGUAGUGGAGCAGGAGGGAAAGGCCAGGACGGCAAGGAGUUGAGGGAGCUAGAGAGCCUGCUGGGGUGCGAGGGAGAUGGCAACGAGGAGGAGGGGGAAGAGGCGGGCGACUUCUGCGACAGCUGCGGUCAUCAGGCCUCCUUCAGCAUGGAGGAGGAGCAGGCGCUGGGCGAGCUAGAGAGGCGGGCUGCAUGCGGGCCUUCAGGACCUCCUCUGCCCGUUCCUCAGAUAGGCAGCAACUCACUCCACCCUCCUGUGUGCCUCCUCCUCCACACCAUCAACGAGCAGGAGGGGCCGCACCACAGCACCAGCACUGAGCCGCAGGGCUGAAACACAGUGGACGCACCUUUGUCAUAGAGGGAAGGAGAGCACUUAGGACUGGACAUGGAGGCCUAUACUUUUGUAUUUGAGCAAGUGUUUAAUGUCUAAAUGCUUUCUAAGUGAGUAUUUUUAUGAAUGUGUGCAUCUUAGAUAAAACAGGUGUGGGAGCAGGAAGUGGAAUCUCUAAAAAUGAACUAAAAAUGAAUGCGAUCCAAAGGUUGAGAAAGCCUGCUCCUCUCCACACUGGAACAGUGGCCUUAACCUGUGUAUUUUGGGUUAUAUAUAACAGCCUGAGGGAAUUGAGACUUCUCCCACAGCGCGCGCGCACACAUACACAGACAGACACACCACAGACACACACACGUCCUUCUGAUACAAUGGAAGCUACUGACAUAGUCACAGACUUGAUAGCUGAAGCUGUGAUGUCAGGACAGGACGUUCACUGCCUAGGAAGAGUGCAGCUCUCCUCACUGGGUGCUUACAACAGUUCUGAAAAGUCGUUCUUUACGUAGUAACAAAAACAGCAGGAACAUUUUAAAUGAGUGCAAUGUGGAAUUACCACAGUGUGUGUUUAUGCAAGCUGAUACUGUACAGGGACACUAGAACAAGACUGUGUGGGACGUCCUGUUAGACUCAUGCUUAUCAAGUGCUUUUUCAGCGAUUAAAAACCGCUUUGCCUUGUGUCCGUUUUUGUCGCUCUCUAUCUGCCCUGCUAGUGAUAGAGGACUAUAAGUGCAUUAACAGAUCUCCAUGUGAGUAGUUCCUAAUUUGCACCAAGUGUAUUUAUCUUUAGAAAUUAAGCUUUUAGCUAAAAAAUCAAAACAAAAUCUUUUUUUUUUUUUCAUAAAUGAAGCCCUAAAUUGCAGCACCUGAUUACUUUCUUAGGGUUUUGUUGCAACAUCUGCAAGAAAUGGACCUCUGUGAAUUGUUAGUAGGGAAUGCAACAGAUUUACUUUGUAUACAAUCAUUUUUUAAACUUAAUUUAAUGAAUAUUUGUAGUAUGUGCCUACCCAAAAAGUGCAGAAUGUUGAUGAAGAAUGAUAAGCUUCAGUGAGACUGAGAGACCAUCAAACAGCUGGUACUAAAACUAAUUAAAGAAUAUUAAGCUUAUUAGAGGUUACAGCUGAGAUGGGCAACAUCAGACCUCAAACUUUUGUGUCAGUCACUUCAGUAUAUUACCACCUUCACCAGCUAUACAGUAUAAAAAAACAAAGAUUUAUACUCUUUAUGUUGGAUUUUCAUAUUAGCACAAUUUUUACCAUUCUUCAGCCUUGGUAUUCAGUAAUUAAACAUUUAUAACGGCUUCCUGAAGGCUCCAUUAAAGAAGAUUUCAGUUACCCAUGGGUGUUCCUGCCAAUCUUGUGUAUUUGUGCUAUUUAAUCAGAGAGAGGAAAUGCUCCUUUUAGUUUGUGCACAGAAUAGUUAAAAUAUUGAGCACUUAGCCCCCCCCCCCAAAAAAAAAAGUCAUUAUCUGCAGCCUGGUGAGUAGAAAAAUACCUCUUCAGGGAGUAAAGGCAUGUGAAAAGAUAAAAAUGAUUCUAGUUCAGUUAAAAAAUAAAUGAGGAAACGAAUCAAAAGAGGUAAUAAAACAGUCUGAUAGUUGUCCUUGGUAAUCAAGAGUUUGAUCAACAGGAUAUUUCUGAGAAACUUUUUUUUUUUAUGACUGACAAAAAUAUUCUUGGCACAGGAUGUUGUUAACAGUACAAGUUAACAAGCAACAUGUAAUUCUGCAUUGGGGAUAUAAAACAAAGGCCACUUAGAAAAAGCAUUUAAAUAAUCAAAGUUUAUCACUUCCAUUAAUGUAUCUUCACUGGAAUACUCAUGGGUUUGAAAUACCUUUAAGAGCUUGAAAUGUCCUCAUCUAAACCUUACAGGAGCUUUAUUACAGUAGAUGUUGAUUGAUGAUGAAUGUGUCAUGAAAAAUGCCACUGAUUAUAUAGUGAAUAUGACGUGUGAAACUUUGACAAAUUGAGUUAAGCAAAAUUUUUGUUUGCCCACUCUCUGAAAUGAAGUGGACCUGGUGAUUCUACAUACCGUUGUGUCAUGGAAGUAUAUUUUUUCAGACUUCAGCACAAAUGUUGCAGCCAUCUAUCUCUCAGAUAUAUAUAUAUAUAUAUAUAUAUAUAUAUAUAUGUAUAUGUAUAUGUGUGUCAAGCACAAGUUAAACUGUAACACAAACUUUCGAUAUCAACAGUAAGAUGACUGAAUAUUACUCAUCAAAGCCUCAACACACUCAAAACUGCUUACUAUGUUAAUGCUUUUUGUGAACUAGAAAGUGUAAUUGUGGUACAUGUAGUACAAUGAUGAGCUUUUUUUCAUAUCGGCUGAAUCUUUUGACAAUUAUUUGAACUGUAUGAAAUUUCAAAACCACUUUAUAUUUGCAAAUUGAGUACAAUAUUCUGUUUGUGAACCAAAUAGUUGCUUUUAAUGUUUUUAUGAAAUCAUUAGUGUUGCUGUUAUGGACAGAUUUUUUUUUGUGUCAUUAUGUUUUUUUUGUUUUUUUUUUUUUUUCCUGUUAAAAGAUUUAACUUCUUAUCCUGAAGAUGUGUGAAGGGUACAUUUGACUAACAAUUCAGUAGUUCAUUUGUUAACAAGAACAGGGGCAUCUUGCCAAAGACACUUUUUCUUUCUUCACCAGUGUGUGUAAGGUGGUUUUGCACAUAUUCUUUGAAUGUCCUCAUCAUAAGCCAUUUAUUACAAGUACCAAGUUGGACGUAUGUUCAAUAAACAUAAACAUUUAAAUUCAA
Messenger RNA from Xiphias gladius (swordfish), 4223 nucleotides. It is a transcript of the gene wbp1lb, whose product is annotated as WW domain binding protein 1-like b. The coding region runs from base 313 to 1485 and encodes 390 amino acids. The transcript is spliced from 4 exons. Lineage: Eukaryota; Metazoa; Chordata; Actinopteri; Istiophoriformes; Xiphiidae. The record is from RefSeq and is a predicted model, not a curated record.